This is a messenger RNA of Aaosphaeria arxii CBS 175.79, 479 nucleotides long. RefSeq lists its product as uncharacterized. The transcript has a single exon. Lineage: Eukaryota; Fungi; Ascomycota; Dothideomycetes; Pleosporales. Bases 45 to 344 code for a protein of 99 amino acids. The record is from RefSeq and is a predicted model, not a curated record.
CCCUGUACGAGAAGUAGAAUAGGUAGUGCGCCUGUGUUGGCUGCAUGUCUGUCCGCUGUACCCCAUUUUGGUGCUUGUCUUGGGUCUGUCCAUCGCCCGAUUCGCCCAUCCCGUAUUAUUCGUUUCCUACCUUUCUCGGCUGUUUCUUUCACGCUUCUACCACUCGCGACCGCGCCCUCGCUCGAUCCCGAACCCUCAGUCCCUCCCUCAAGGCCAUCUCCAUCCUAGGAUAUCUUCCUCGAUGUUGUAGAGCCUGUCACUCGCCGUUUCCUCUCCUCCUAUCCACCUCUGAACGUGAGAGCGCGCAUCUCCAACCCGCCCGCCCGUUGUCUGCCGUGCCGUGACUGGCCCUACUGCCCCAGCUCACGAGCUAACUCGACUACCACAUCAACCUUCGCAUUUCGACUCACUACCCGACAAUCCCUCAUCGCGCUCUCCUCCGUUAAGACAGAAUUCUACCGUCGCGUUAUAGGAAUGGG